GCCCGGGGGGGGUACGGCGCCGGUGUCCCCCGUGGCGCCGGUGUCCCCCGUGGCGCCGGUACCCGGCGCCGCCGGAACCCCCGGAGGCCCGAGCGGCCGCGGCUCCGCCAUAGCGCGGGCGGGGAGAUGGCAGGAAGUGACGCAGCGGGACGGGACGGCGCCGCCGCCAUCAUGAGGGGGCGGGCGGCGGCGGCGGCGGCCGGAGGCUUCCGGGAGCGUUUUGAUUUCGGCGGCCGCGAUGUGGCCUCCUGGUUCCCGGGGCACAUGGCGAAAGGCUUGCGGCAGAUGCGGGCCUCCCUUCGCCGCGCCGACUGCCUCAUCGAGGUGCACGACGCUCGUAUCCCGCUGUCGGGCCGCAAUCCCAUGCUGCAGGAGAUGCUGGGCAUCCGCCCGCGCGUCCUGGUGCUGAACAAGAUGGACCUGGCUGAUCCCCGCCGGCAGCCGGUGAGCACCGGGGCCGGGCUGGGGGGGUGUCACUGCAGGCAGGUGCCAGCGGUUACCUCUGCCUGUCCUUUCCAGACGGUCUUGGAGCGCCUGAAGCAGCAGGGAUGCUUGCACGUUGUCUUCAGUGACAGCCGGCAUGACGGCAACAUCAAGAAGAUCGUUCCCCUGGUUGCCGACCUGGUGAGCAACAGCCCGCGCUACCACAGGGUCGAGAGCACCGAGUACAGCAUCCUGGUGAUCGGCGUGCCCAACGUGGGCAAGUCCUCGCUCAUCAACUCCCUGCGGAGGCUGCAUCUCAAGAAGGGGAAGGCCACUGCGGUUGGCGGCGAGCCGGGCAUCACCAAGGCGGUGCUGACCAGAAUCCAGGUCUGCGAGAAGCCCCUGAUGUAUUUGGUGGACACGCCUGGCGUGCUGCCCCCGAGGCUGGGGGACAUGGAGACGGGCAUGAAGCUGGCACUGUGCGGAGCCAUCCGUGAUCACUUGGUGGGGGAAGACAUCAUGGCCGAUUACCUCCUGUACACCCUGAACAAGCAGCAGCAGUUCGGGUACGUGCGGCGCUACAAGUUGGCAGAGGCCUGCGACAACAUCGAGGCCGUGCUGAGGCAGGUGGCCCUCACCCAGGGCAGGGUGCAAAGGGUGAAGGUGCUGACUGGCACGGGGAACGUCAACGUGACGACGCUCAACUAUUCGGCCGCUGCCUACGAGUUCCUGCGGGAUUUCCGAGCGGGACGCCUGGGCAGGGUGACGCUGGACUGAGCGCUGGGCUGGGGCCGCCUCGGCACGGCGCUCCGCUGCACAAUAAAAGUGGCUCUGAUGGGAUCCCCGCGGCGGGGGCUGAGGCUGUGCUGUGGGGGCUGCCCUGUGGUUUCACUAGGCGGGGCAAUACUGUCUGUGGGGAGUGGGGCACCCACCCAGGGGGGACAAAACCCGUGGCUGCGGUCUUGGCCCUCUCUGGGACCUCCAUCCCAAAAUAAAACCUCCGUUGGGCAGGGUGCUGUGGCGGUGGCCGUCGCAGGGCCGCUGUCCCGAGUCCCUCGCCCUGCAUCCAGCCA
Tyto alba (common barn owl) is the source of this 1496-nucleotide messenger RNA. It is a transcript of the gene MTG1, whose product is annotated as mitochondrial ribosome associated GTPase 1. The transcript has 11 exons. Bases 127 to 1200 code for a protein of 357 amino acids. The record is from RefSeq and is a predicted model, not a curated record. NCBI's taxonomy places the organism in Eukaryota, Metazoa, Chordata, Aves, Strigiformes, Tytonidae. Gene Ontology annotation, cellular component: mitochondrion. Gene Ontology annotation, molecular function: GTPase activity; GTP binding.